This is a messenger RNA of Raphanus sativus (radish), 1598 nucleotides long. RefSeq names its product putative F-box protein At2g02030. Bases 234 to 1502 code for a protein of 422 amino acids. NCBI's taxonomy places the organism in Eukaryota, Viridiplantae, Streptophyta, Magnoliopsida, Brassicales, Brassicaceae. Gene Ontology annotation, molecular function: protein binding. The transcript has a single exon. The record is from RefSeq and is a predicted model, not a curated record.
GGUGGUUGCCAUAACAAAACAAAAACAAAAAGGAAAAAAGGAAAAUCGAGGGUUUGUUCUUCUUGGAGUUUUUUUCUUGUUUAAAAAAAUGAAAAGGAAAUCGGUCGUGGUUAUAUAACCAAACACAAAUAAAAAAGGAAAAAAGAAAAUCGAGGGUUGGCUCUAUAAAUUAUAGAAUUGGGAGUAUUGUUAAAAAAAAAAAAAUUAUAGAUUUGGGGGAGUGGAAGGAAGAUAUGAUGGCGUCGAUGGAUAAUUAUCAGAGAAUGGUGAGAGAAACCAAACGCAGAAGAAAAGGAAGAAGAGAGUGGAAGACUGAGAUCCCCAAUAAUGUGAUGGAAGAAAUCGUGAUGAGGCUUCGGGUGAGAUCGAUUGCGAGGUUCCAAACCGUUUCAAAGCAUUGGGAAUCGGUGAUUAGGUCAAGAGAUUUUGGGACAAGACACAUGGCUCAUCAGAGAAGAAGCAAAGAUCCUAAACUCAUGUUUGUCUCUUAUGGUCAGUGUCAUAUCCGUUUUGAGCAAAGGGACUUGGAGACGACUUCUCUUGAAGAGAGCUUCUAUUUGAAAAUUGAAGAGAUUAAGGGUGCUAUUGCGAUCUCCGAAUGCUGCGAUGGCCUUGUCUGCUUUUACGGCUUGACGGAUGCAGUGAGAGUGGUAAAUAUGGCCACAAAAACAUUGGUACCACCACUCCCCUUGGCGAAAUUUCAGCAGGUCCAUAAAUACCAUCCAGACCCAGAUCUGGAGGUGGAGAUAGAGGACGUGAGUGAUGAUGAAGAUGAUCGAAAUCCUGUUCCAGUGCCAUUCGUAUUAUAUACUAGGUUUGGAUUUGGGAAAGACAGCGUCACAGGACGAUAUAAGAUAGUGUGGCUCUAUAAUAUAUAUCCUGCCACUUUGAACAAGAAGAAGAAGACCAGAUGCGAGGUUUUCGAUUUUGAGGAAUGGAGAUUUGUGACUACCCGACCUCUUGAUCAUCACCAAAUCUUGUCUAAACAGAUGCCAUCGUUUGCUAACGGAUCAUUAUACUGGCUUACUACGGGUGACGAACGAGGAGAUCCAUCAACACAAACCAAGCUCAUAGUUUUCGAUAUUCAUACAGAGAUGUUUCGAGUCACCUCAACACCACCUUUUAUUUCCCCUAAUGCCUAUAGUGACAAAAUUGGUUUAUGCAAUCUUGAUGGUCGUCUGUGCAUUUCUGAACUCAAGGGCGAUUGUAAGCAAGAGUUUUGGUGGAGGGUUGAAGAAUGCGACGACAAGUGGGAGAGAAUCUUUUCAGUUGACUUGAAUUCUACUUCCUGUUGGUUUGGUCGUAUCACUUCACUGCCUCUCACUCUUUUGGCCAUUUCAAGGGUUGAGAACAAGGUCGUCCUCUCGCUUACCUAUCAAGGAAGCCUUGUUGACUUUGAUCUUGAUCCUGACUCAACUGUUUAUCAUCUCUAUUAUCCUGGUUACUAUGGCUUAGCUGUUCCUUAUUUUCCAAGUUUAUCACUUGUUCAUGCAACUUUCUAGCUUCUCUUUCUCUUUUUUCUUCUUUCUGAAACUAUUUAUCUUCUUCUGUAACAUUAAAAUGUGUUUUUGUAUGCAAUGAGAGCACUUCUUAUUUUA